AUGGCACAAUCAAUUGGUGUUAUCGGCGGUGGCAUCACCGGCCUAGCGUGUGCGUUCGUCCUGUCGUCGAAAUUCAACGUCACAAUCGUGGCGAGAGAUCUUCCGGGAGACCUCGGGCAAGGCUGGGCAAGUCCCUGGGCCGGAGCGACCUUCCAUCCACAGAGAGACGCGACCAAGUCCGAACAGCAAAUGCAACGCACCUCCUUCAGAUUCUACUGGGAGCUCGCGCAGCGGAAUCCGUCAAGUGGCGUGAAAGCGCUCCCCAUGACCGAGUACUUUGAUAGCGAGACCAGGGAAGCAGACCUCUGGUAUCGCGAUCUCAUGCCCGACUGGCGCGUCCUUCCUGCUUCGGAAAUACCUUCGGGUCUGAAGACGGGCGUCGCCUAUACAGCUGUGGCCAUGAACCCGCAGCUGCUGCUGCCCUGGCUGCAAGAGACGCUGGUAUCAAGGGGGGUGAUAUUCAUCCGUGCAGAAGUCACCAGCUUCGAUGAAGCUCGCUCGAUCACCAAAUCCGAGAUCAUCGUCAAUGCCUCCGGUCUUGGAGCGGGUAUCCUCGCACGGGAUAACGCGGUGCGUCCUAUUCGGGGCCAGACGAUGUUCGUGAAGACGGAUUUCGGGCGCUUGGUCAUGAUGGAGGGCUCGGAGUAUACGUAUAUCAUACCGAGACCCGGGUCGGGCGGAGCGAUCAUUGGCGGGGUCAAGUCUCCGAGGCUGGACUCGGAGGUUGACGUCUCGCUGAAGAGUGAUAUCCUUCGACGUGUUAAUCGUGUCAGUGACGGGGCUUUUGAAGACAUCGACCUGGAUACAGUGACCGACGUUGUUGGUUUUCGGCCCGGAAGGGAUGGUGGGUUGAGAAUCGAACGGGAAGGCGACGUGAUCCAUGCAUAUGGGGCAGCAGGGGCCGGUAAGUCCAAUAUCUCCGGGCUCUUUAUCUGCGCUCUAGGAAAGGAAAGGUGA
This is a messenger RNA of Drepanopeziza brunnea f. sp. 'multigermtubi' MB_m1, 957 nucleotides long. RefSeq lists its product as uncharacterized. Gene Ontology annotation, molecular function: FAD binding; D-amino-acid oxidase activity. The record is from RefSeq and is a predicted model, not a curated record. Gene Ontology annotation, biological process: D-amino acid catabolic process. Gene Ontology annotation, cellular component: cytoplasm. Lineage: Eukaryota; Fungi; Ascomycota; Leotiomycetes; Helotiales; Drepanopezizaceae.